AUGAAUGGAGGAGGAUUUUCAUCGAAUUUGCCAAUUAUGGAUGGGAAGAACUGGGAGAGGUGGUAUGCAUCAAUGAGAUCGUUGUUGGGAGCUCAAGAAGUGUUUGAGAUUGUUCAAGAUGGAUAUGAACAACUUGAUGAAUGCAGAUCCAAGAAAGUACAAAGAGUUGGUGGUGAAGCUCAAUUAGCCCAGGCAGACAGUUCUGACUCAGAUGAAGUGCUGCUGAUGGCAUCUACAAGCAUGGAGGAUGACUGUCCAGGAUUAUGGUAUCUAGACACAUGGUGCUCGAAUCACAUGACUCGCCAUAAAGAGUGGUUUGUAAGCAUUAAUGAUAAGGUGAAAAGGGAGAUCAGAUUUGCAGAUAACAGUUAUGUAACAGCAGAAGGAAUAGGAGAAGUGUUAAUUCAAAGAAGAGAUGGUAAACAAUCAUUCAUAUGUGAUGUGUUGUAUGUGCCAAACAUGAAGAACAAUCUGUUAAGCCUUGGACAACUGCUUGAAAAGGGGUAUUCUAUGAAGAUGGAGCAGGGUGAAAUGAGAUUGUUUGAUGAUUCAAGAAGAUUGAUCUUGAAGGCACCACUAUCAAAAAAUAGAACCUCAAGAUUGAUAUCCAGAUCAAUGAGAGCAAAUGUCUAG
Cicer arietinum (chickpea) is the source of this 633-nucleotide messenger RNA. RefSeq lists its product as uncharacterized. The record is from RefSeq and is a predicted model, not a curated record. NCBI's taxonomy places the organism in Eukaryota, Viridiplantae, Streptophyta, Magnoliopsida, Fabales, Fabaceae.